This is a messenger RNA of Racocetra fulgida, 318 nucleotides long. The record is from the annotation of a GenBank genome assembly. Lineage: Eukaryota; Fungi; Glomeromycota; Glomeromycetes; Diversisporales; Gigasporaceae.
AUGAAAAAAAAGAUAGAAAAAAAAAACAGAAAAAAAGAUAAAAGAAAGACAAAAGAAAAAAUAGAAGAAAAAAUGAAAGAAAAGACAGAAGAAAAAAUAGAAGAAAAAACAGAAGAAAAAACAGAAGAAAAGACAAAAGAAAAGACAGAAAAAAAAACAGAAAAAAAAAAACAGAAAAAAAGACAAAAAAAGAUGAAAGAAAAAACAAAAGAAAAAUCUAAAAUAAACAAAAAAUUAAAGACAAAAAAAAAAUCAAAAAUGAAAAAAAAAAAUGCAAAAAAGAAAAAAAAAUGUAAAAAAAGAAAAAAAAAAGUAUGA